Messenger RNA from Bursaphelenchus okinawaensis, 1879 nucleotides. NCBI's taxonomy places the organism in Eukaryota, Metazoa, Nematoda, Chromadorea, Rhabditida, Aphelenchoididae. The record is from the annotation of a GenBank genome assembly.
AUGGGAAGAGCACAGUACCUCUUCGUGGGGCUUCUCCUCCUCACCGUGAUUCAGGCCCGUAAGUGUACUAUUGUUUGUCUCGUAUUGUACAUGAUACUUUUUACUUUGACUUUUGUUCUCCGAUAAUAUACGAGUUUAGACAUAUAGUAUAGUAGGUAUAAUAUCUCACAGUAAACAUAUUACUCAUAAUCAUGCCAUUUAGUCUUUUUAACAUUGGAAAUGUCAAAAUGCAAGUUUAGUUUAUAUUAUAAUAAUAGAGAAGAACCGCUGAGUAGUUGAUGGUUUCAGGAGUCUUGGUGUCAGUCAGCAACAAAACCUUCAAAAGGGUCGAAGCCAGUAGCAACUCGUCGGAUUCCAAAGCAUGUUGUUGUCAUAUUUGUUUGGUAAGCCUAAGCUCCCUUCUAAGUAUUUCAUUUCCAAAUUCGAAACCAGAAGUAUGAAUUUAGGAUUGUCCUUGUUGCUCAUGCCGAAAAGAAUAUGAACAUAGUCGAAAGGAAAAACUAGACUCAGAAGAAGAUUUCGCCAGACCAGGAAGACCUGGACCAACUGAAAACCCAUCUUCGACAACAACUGGAGGACCACAUCCAAUACCAUCUUCGACAACCACAACAGAAGGACCAUCUACAACAACUACAACAGAAGAACCAUCCACAACAACUACACCAGUAAGACCAUCAACAACAACUACAACAGUAGGACCAUCAACAACUACUACAACUGCUGGGCCUUCUCCAGCACCAUCAUCCACAACAACGACUCUACCUCCAGGACCAUCAUCAUCCACCAGCCCGCCUUCAGGCCUUACCACAACCACCUGCACCCCAACGUCCGCGUAUCCAACAGCCCCACCCUCGUACCCAACAGCUCCACCCUCGUACCCAACAGCACCAUCUUCUUAUCCGACGGGACCACCCCCCUAUCCAACCGGCCCACCUCAGCCCACCCAUGCUCCCCAAUACCCCACCCAGCCGCCCGCCUAUCCAACAUUCCCACCGACCACGCCCUGCCCUCACUUUGGAAGGACGUGCCCUCUGGACGUCGAAAUACCGUGCUUCAGAUGUCCGUGUCUGGGACCUUGUGUUAUAGUACCAAGGAACCGGUGUCCAUGUGCUAUAGUAGACCUUACGCCUUAUCGCUGUCGUAAGUUAAAUUUAACCAAGAGAUUACAGUAUACGACUGAGUUUAAUAUGGCGAGGAAUGCCAAAAAUAUGAUACUUUGCAAUAUAAACCUUAACAUUCCCUAUAUAUAUCCCUUAUUCACUGACCUAAUACCACGUUUUUAGCUAACCCAUCAAUCAUGUUGAUCAAUUCCAAUGAUCUACAACGUUACAUUGCCGCUGGCUAUAACCAGAGCUCUCUGGUCUCCAACUUCGUCUGUCAAUACCAACCAGGACUAGUACCCGGCUAUCCUGAGCCAAUCCCAUCAUCCGUGGCACCUCCUGGUCCAACAGGCCCUCCAGGACCAACUGACUCUCCAUUCUACCCACAACCUUGGCCUAUCCCAACAGAAGCACCACCUGGUCCUCCAAGCCCAACCGAUACUCCUUUCUACCCUCAGCCAAUCCCAACAGCAGUACCUGGUCCGCCAGGCCCCCCAGGACCACCUGGACCAUCUAGCCCAGGCUAUCCCCAGCCGACUGCAGUACCACCGCCAGGUCCACCUUCUCCACCCGGACCUCCCGGCCCACCAGGGCCUCCGGGACCACCAAGCCCACCGGCACCGCCAGCACCACCAGCCCCAUACCCAGUCUACACCACCCAAGUCCCGCCCCAGCCCUACGUUCAGCCUAUUACCCCUGCCCCAUCUAGUGCGGCUUCUGUGCCAAAACUACUGGCCUUGAUCGUUGCCAUAGUAUCAUUCGUACUGUUCUGCUUCUGA